This is a messenger RNA of Strongylocentrotus purpuratus (purple sea urchin), 2882 nucleotides long. RefSeq names its product carnitine O-palmitoyltransferase 1, liver isoform. The record is from RefSeq and is a predicted model, not a curated record. Gene Ontology annotation, biological process: carnitine metabolic process; fatty acid metabolic process. The transcript has 17 exons. Gene Ontology annotation, molecular function: carnitine O-palmitoyltransferase activity. Gene Ontology annotation, cellular component: mitochondrion. Bases 399 to 2717 code for a protein of 772 amino acids. Lineage: Eukaryota; Metazoa; Echinodermata; Echinoidea; Camarodonta; Strongylocentrotidae.
CGCGGUCGAUCAUUCAUCGGGUCCGGUCAGCUCAGCGUGGUCCUCCAGCGAUUGUCCUGAAUCCUGAAUGUAUUGUCCAAGCAGGUAGUUACUAGGCCAAACAACAUGUGCUCCAGCCCAUGGUUGAACCAUGGUUGAACUCACAAUAAUAAAUAAUCGUCAUCUAUUCUUACGAUAGCCAGCCGCUUUCAGUUUCACUGCUUGUUUUUCGUCGCGAUAGCGUUGACUUACGUUACGUGCAUGUGCUUUAUGCGUGCAUGCAUGAUCAGAAUAACUGACCUGGUACUGGUUGCACCGCGCUCUGUUCUGGUGACAUUUGUUUUCAUUUAGACUAAUCAUUGAACUUGAGUAACGUUCAAUUUGGAAUUCAUUUCGUUGAGCUCUACUUGCUGACCAACAUGGCCGAAGCCAGGAGUGCUGCGGAUGAGACGGAGCCUAAAGUGGACUACUUUACCAGCACGAGGGAGAAUACCUGGGAAAGUAGAUUCGAGAAAUACAAGCGGAGCUCGGUCAGAAAUCUAUACCGAACUCGGAAUCUGAUCAUGAAUGGUCUGUGGCCUACUUCUCCCUGGAACCUGUGCAUCGCCAUUAUAUCCAUCUCCUUUAUCAUGAUGAUCAACAUCUCGUUCCUUCAGCCCAUCCAUGAUGCCCUGUGGAGGGUGGCCAGCUCUCUCAACAUAUGUGAAGGUCUGCCAGAGUUCACUCAGGUGGCCAUUGUCUCAACAACAGUGGGCGUGGUCUACUUCAUCUUACUGAUCCACUUUAGACGUCUCCUCAUGAGAGUGCUACUCAAGUACAGAAGAUGGAUGUAUGAGCCCCCUCGUCAGCUGAGUAAUACCACCAAAGUGUGGGGACUCAUCCUCCGAAUGAUCUGUAGCCGUCACCCAACGACCUACAGCCAGCAGAUGUGCCUUCCGCGACAGCCCGUGCCUGCCCUAGAAACAACCAUUGCCAAGUUCCUGGAAUCUGUCGAACAUUUGAUAGAUGAGGAAGAGUUCGAGAAGCUUAAAUGUCAAGCCAAGGCAUUUGAAGCUGGUGAUGGCCCCAAGAUGCAGAAACUACUCCAGUUGAAAUCCUGGUGGGCCUCAAACUACGUCACUGAUUGGUGGGAGAAGUAUGUGUACCUGUCCAGUCGAGAGGCCAUCCCGAUGUACUCCAACUACUACUGCCUGGAUUUCUGUAACUUCCAACCUACUCUUAAUCAAGCAGCAAGAUCUGCAAUGGUUAUCCAUCGUGAGAUGCUUUUCAAGAUGGAGUUGGAAAGAGAGAAGCUACAGCCUAUCUGGGUUAGGAACACCAUCCCUAUGUGUAUGAGCCAGUAUGAAAGAUGCCUAUCAACUACCAGGAUACCUGGGGAGGAAUGCGAUGAAAUUGUUCAUUAUGAUCUAUCCAAGCAUGUUGUGGUCUUCAGGAAGGGUUUGUAUUACAAGGUAGACACCCAUAACAGCCAAGGCAAGCUAAUCUCAGCCUUCGCUAUUCAGAAACAAAUAGAAUGGAUCAUUGAAGAUGCAGAUAAGAGAGAAGAUUCUGAAGAGGCAAAGGCUGGCUAUUACCUUGCCUCACUGACUACGAUGAAGCGCAAUGAAUGGUUUAAGAUUCGCAGACAUUGGUUUGGAUCGGGCGUUAAUGCACAGUCAUUGGAGAUUCUGGAAUCCUCCAUAUUCUUGUUGAGCCUUGAAACCACAAGUUGGCCUGACAUGAGCAGUCGAGGCAAGUACUCUAUGAGUGGCGAUGGAAGCAGUAUCUGGUUUGACAAGUGUUUUCACAUUCUGGUCUUUGCCGACGGCAAAAUCGGUGCCAACAUUGAGCAUUCUUGGGGCGACGGCCUCGUCACGGCUCACAUGUUUGAGUACUCACUCAUGGAAGAGCACUUAGAUCCUAGUCUGUACACACCUGAAGGCAGUUGUGCCCCACCCAAAGACAGAGCCAGUCGUACAGGCCAUGAGCCUCAGCCUAUGGUAUGGGAGGUGGACAAUAUACUAAGCAAGAUUAUCUUGGAAGCCAAGGACAUACAUGUUAAGAAAGUCGCCGAUAUUGACCAUGUUGUUGUGUAUACUGAUGACUGCGGGAAAGGAUUCAUGAAGACUGUCAAGUUGAGUCCAGAUGGUUUUAUCCAAGCUGCCCUUCAGCUGGCGUACUACCGAGACUCUGCUGGAAAGCAUGCUCUGACCUACGAGUCUUGCGCCCUCAGACUUUACCGAGAGGGUAGGACUGAGACGGUCCGAUCAUUCUCCAAAGAAUGCAAGGAAUAUGUCCUAGCCAUGGAAAAUGAGAAGAUGAGUAAGAAAGAGAAACAGAUGUACCUUGAACGAUCAAUCGCCAAACAUCAAGAGAUGUUCCGUGGCUGUAUGAAUGCUGAGGGAGUGGAUAGACAUCUCUUUGCUCUCUUUGUGGCAUGCAAAGGAUCUAACCUGGAAUGUGACUUUUUGAAGCAUGCCCUCACACUCCCAUGGACGCUUUCAACGAGCCAGAUUCCUCAGAAUCAGAUUCUAGGUCGGGUCAAUGUCAAUGCUCCAGGAUACAAAGACAAGGCCUGUCCAGGAGGAGGCUUUGCCCCUGUAUCGGACCAGGGCUACGGCAUCGCUUACAUGAUUCCAGAGGAUACCCGCAUCUUCUUUCACGUUUCUUCUAAACACUCCUGCCCCACCACCAACUCACAGAGAUAUGUCAAUCAUCUAUUGCAAGUCCUCGCUGACAUGAAAGCGCUGUUUGAGUAACAUUUCUUGCUCAAUCUGUCGGGGCCCUCUCUCAUAAAGCUUAAUUAGUUUACAGUGACUGUUAUGAUGAUACAGUCAAACCUGUCUAUAGCGACCGCCCAAGGGAAACACAAAAAGUGGUCUUUGUAGACAGGUUCCUUUAGUACAUGUUUCAAUAAGAAACCA